AUGUCACCGACUUCAACUGCGUUGACUGUGAGGGUGGAGAAUGGUUCGCCUUAUCAGCUCAACCACGAGCAGACCCUCAAAGCCUCGCAAGCUCUUCUAAAGCACAUCAAAUCUUCCGAGAAAGAAAAAACAAAGGCGACCGGGAAAAAGAGUCUAAUCAAGGACGACGACGACUCCGAAGGAGACGAAGACUCAACCUCUCCACCAAUCUGGCUCGUCCUCACAACCAAAAAGCACAUCGUCGAUCAAAAACGCCUCAAGCCCUCCAAGAUCCCUCUCCCACACCCGCUCAACUCCUCAGCCAACACCACAAUCUGCCUCAUAACCGCCGACCCGCAACGAAUUUACAAAGACCUCGUCGCCUCCCCCGCCUUCCCUGCCGCUCUCUCGAAAAGAAUCAGCAAGGUCGUCGGAGUCAAAAAGAUUCAGAAUAAAUGGACGCAGUAUGAGGCACAGCGCAAGCUGUAUGCGGAACAUGAUAUCUUCCUUGCUGAUGACAGGAUCGUGACUCGGUUACCGCAGUUACUGGGAAAGACGUUCUAUGGAAAUACUAUAAAGCGACCGAUUCCUGUUUCUAUUCAACCCGCACUUGCUAAUGCGGAGGGGAAGAGGAUUACUAGAACGGAGGGGGAAAAGGGGGAGACCAGAGGAGCAGCCCAGCCGAAAACUAUUGCUGCUGCGAUUGAGAAGGCAAUUCAGUGCACUUACGUACACCUUUCGCCGUCUACGCAGACCUCGAUUAGAGUAGGAUAUUCGAACUGGAGUGCGGAGAAGCUGGCGGAGAAUAUUGAGGCUGUGGUUGAGGUACUUGUGGAGAAGUUUGUGCCGAAGAAGUGGAGAGGGGUUAAAGCGUUUCAUGUAAAGGGUGCAGAGACGGCAGCGCUGCCCAUUUGGUUGGCAAGUGAGAUGUGGGUUGAUGAGGGAGAUGUGCUAGGAGAGGAGGAGGUGAAAACGAUUGAGGAGGCGAAGGUCAGCAAGAAGAGGAAAGGAAGAGCGCUUGUGAACGGGGAAGUCGAGGGCGAGAAGGGCAAAAAGCAGAAAUUGUUGGAGAGCAACGAUGAUAAGUUGGAUGAAGAGAUCAAGGCUAGAAAGGAGAAGCUACGAUUGCAGAAGUUGGAGGCGAUGGUGGAUGAAGAUGCCGACAGCUUCAUUCCCAAGGCUUCGAAAAAGAGCAAAAAGCCGAAGGAGAUUGCGGUGUGA
This is a messenger RNA of Hyaloscypha bicolor E, 1200 nucleotides long. Its product is annotated as ribosomal protein L1. The transcript is spliced from 2 exons. The record is from RefSeq and is a predicted model, not a curated record. Lineage: Eukaryota; Fungi; Ascomycota; Leotiomycetes; Helotiales; Hyaloscyphaceae. Bases 1 to 1200 code for a protein of 399 amino acids.